Effrenium voratum is the source of this 858-nucleotide messenger RNA. NCBI's taxonomy places the organism in Eukaryota, Dinophyceae, Suessiales, Symbiodiniaceae. The record is from the annotation of a GenBank genome assembly.
AUGGCUGAUCCGGCGCGCGCCUUCGUCGCCGGGCACCCGAUCGGCCAUUCGCGAUCGCCUUUGAUCCAUCGCUUCUGGCUCGACCGGCUUGGCCUGGCCGGAUCGUACGAACCGCUCGAUAUCGCCCCUGACGAUUUCCCGUUCUUCCUGGCCGGUCUGUCGGCGUCCGAUUGGGCCGGCGGCAAUGUCACCAUUCCGCACAAGCAGACCGCGUUUGCCGCUAUCGACAAGCGUGAUGCGGCGGCCGAAGCGAUCGGGGCCGUCAAUACCAUCUGGAAAGAGCGCGGCGAGCUCGCCGCCGGCAACACCGAUGCCUAUGGCUUUGCGGCCAAUCUCGACGAUUGGACACCGCAAUGGCGCGCCGGCCAACGUGCAUUGGUGAUCGGCGCGGGCGGCGCAAGCCGCGCAAUCCUCCAUGCGCUGCUCCAAGCCGGCUAUCGCCAUAUCGAUCUGGCCAACCGCACCCGCGACCGGGCCGCUGAACUCGCCGACUUGUUUGGCGCGUCCAUUCAUGCCGCCCCGCUCGCCGCAAUCGACGAACGGGCGGCCGAUGCCGAUCUGGUGGUCAACACGACGUCGCUGGGCAUGUCCGGCGAACCGCCUCUGAUGCUUGAUCUCGACAAGGUCGGUGACCAGGCGAUCGUGACCGACAUCGUCUAUUCGCCGCUGGUCACGCCCAUGCUUGCCGCCGCGCGCGACCGCGGCCUGAUCGUUGCCGACGGGCUGGGCAUGCUGCUGCAUCAGGCAGUCCCGGGAUUCGAACGGUGGUUUGGCGUCCGGCCACUGGUGACACCGGACCUGCGCGCCCAUAUCGUCGCCGACCUUGAGGCGCACUGUGCGGGGGACAACGCGUCAUGA